This is a messenger RNA of Candidula unifasciata, 1131 nucleotides long. Lineage: Eukaryota; Metazoa; Mollusca; Gastropoda; Stylommatophora; Geomitridae. The record is from the annotation of a GenBank genome assembly.
AUGGCUGCUGAGUAUAUCUGUGAGGGGUCUGGGGUCGGGAUCAGUGGGGAUCCGGUCUUCUUCAGCAAACACGUCAAUGUGUCUUUGGAAGUCCCUGACUCCGAUGAACUCAUCCAGCGUCUUUUUGAGAUGUACGACGUGCAGAAGGAGCUGAACCGCUGUCAGGAAGAUAGAGACAGACUCUCAAACACAUCGUCAGCAACAACUGCACAGGCAACUACAACUGCACAGACAACUACAACUGCACAGACAACUACAACUGCACAGGCAACUACAACUGCACAGACAACUACCACUGCACAGACAACUACAAGUCUACAGACAAUCCCAACUGCACAAACAACUAAAUCUCGAGAAACAACCAAAACUGCUCAGACAAUCACAACUGCACAGACCACCCCAAAGGCUCAGACCAACAGUACUGCACAGACAACCACACUGGAUCCAACAACUUCACAAACAACGACAAAUCCCCUCACAACACCAAAAUCAAUGUUCCCAAGAAGCUGCGAAGAGGCCAGUCUGCCAGUUGGUCAAAAUGUAAUCAUCGUGCAGCCAGACGACGGACUAGGAACAGUUGCGGUUUUAUGUGAAGUGAUCAGCUCGCAAGAGGUCUGGACAGUGUUCCAGAAACGUUUUGAUGGGAGUAUCAGCUUCUAUCGCGGUUUUACUGAAUACAGAAAUGGUUUUGGCAAUGCUUACGGCGAGUUCUGGCUGGGUCUGGAGAAUUUGCGUCGUCUGCUGCUUCAGAAUAACGAUGACAACCAGCUGCAAGUGAACCUCCAAGAAUACUCCACCCCUACAACCUACACGAAAACUUAUCCGCUGUUCUCGAUUGGACCUGGGGAUAGUUAUAUCCUGAACAUCAGUGGCGGAGCUGAUGAUGGCGGCUUGGGGUUAUCGCCGUGUGUCGGGCAAGGUUUCUCCACCUAUGAUCAUGGCUAUUCGUCAGUUGCCGACAUAAACAAUAAAGCGGCGGGCUGGUGGUUUCCCCUGACAGGGGGUUUCGUCAACAUUAACGGUAUCUGGGGGUCCAGUGAUCGAAGCCACGCUAUGAACUGGUACGAGUUCCGACAUAGUUGGGCAUACCCUAUGGGGAAAACGAAAAUGAAGUUUCGAAGAAAUCACUGA